AUGGCUGAGAGAGCUGAGAGAAUGACAAAGGAAGAGGCGAAGAAGACAUACGUUCUGAAUUGGAGGCCAUCACCACCAAGUGCAAGGCUAGGAGCGCCAAAAAUCACAUUCAAACCCGAGUUUGACUCAACUACUCUUCCGAGCUCGAAGGAUCUGAGCCAGUAUGAUUCGGCAGUUAAAGAUCAGGGUGCCCUUGGUGCUGAUACCGCUUUUGCUGUGUUAGCAGUUGCUGAAAACAUUGCUAAACACCACAAAGGCGAGUUUGACUGGUCAGAGCUCUACUUGUAUUACAAUACAAGGGUCAAAGUUCUUGGAUGGCCUGUUGGCGAUGAUACAGGAGCUUAUAUAUCAUCGACAAUACAGGCAUUAACCACAUGUGGCUGUGCGAACGAAAAUGACUGGCCUUAUGAUGUUGCUAAAUUUGCAGAGGAACCGCCAGCUCCCUCCAGUAGUGAAGGGGCUAUAAGUUCGGUGAAAGCAGCCAACAUAGAUCCUACCGUGGAUGCCUUCCGCGCUACAAUUUCUUGUGGAUUUCCAAUUACCAUUGGUAUUAUCUGUUACUCAAACCUUUUCGAUUCCUUUGAUUCAGGGGUUAUUCCUAUGCCAAAGCCUGGUACAUGGAUAACUGGAGGACACGUUAUCUCGAUAGUCGGGUAUGAUGACAGCUCGCGCCAGUUCAAGUUCAAGAAUUCCUGGGGUAUAAGGUGGGGUCAAUCAGGAUAUGGCUUUCUGCCAUACGAGUAUGUUUCGGGCUAUACUAUCGAUGAGCCCGUCCAAAGGCUUGUAUCGGACUGUUGGACGAUUCAAAGUAUUGAGUUGCAGGGAGGUUCGGUAAUUAUCGGAGGAUAA
Molecule: messenger RNA, 849 nt
Organism: Penicillium subrubescens
Lineage: Eukaryota; Fungi; Ascomycota; Eurotiomycetes; Eurotiales; Aspergillaceae
Product: C1 family peptidase
Exons: 1
Coding region: 1-849 (282 amino acids)
Biological process (GO): proteolysis
Molecular function (GO): cysteine-type peptidase activity
Source: RefSeq, a predicted model, not a curated record